AUGCCCGAUCCGGCCUUCUCGCUCCUGCUCUCGCUGCCCCGCGAGCUCCGCGACAAGGUGUACACGUUUGCGCUUGUCUCGCAGUUUCCCUUCUGGUGGCCCUCGCCCACGACGCCCAAGCACAAUGUCGCCUUGGGCUUGCUCUCCGUGUCGCGCCAGGUGCACGAGGAAGCGGCGCCCGUCUUCUACGCGCAGAACAAGUUCCUAUUCACGAACCCCAGCGAUUGCACCAUGUUCCGUGUCGUCGCCUCGCCCUACGCGGAGAACAUCACCUCGGUGUACUUCCGGAUACGGGAGAAGGACGUGAAGUUGUGGGCGACCUAUCUCGGCAGCAAGGACCCGUCGCGCAGCAUGAAGCACGACCUGCCCAAGCUGAAGAGCCUGUGGAUUUUUCUGCGCUGCGGCAUGAUGGGCACACCAGGCGCUAUACACCAGGCCCUAGGAACGCAUUUGCCGCAGCAGGUCCACAUCAACAUGCAGGUGCUGCAGCAGGCCAUGCACCAAGCCCAUGCAGGCGCGCACGCCCAGCCGAUUGCGAACGUCCCUGCCAACGGACAAGCGCCGAUGCCUUUUGUGCAGUUUGCGCAGAAUGCCCUCCAGCACCACCAGCAGAACCAGAACACGGCAGCACCGCAUCCCCACGGCCUGCAGAACAACCCGCCAGCAAAUCUGUCGCCUCUGGCCGCCCUUGCUGCUCAGCAGCAGUCGCAACCGCCGCAGAACCCGCCGCAGCAACAGCAACAUCCCACUCAUGCGCAUGGUCACGGCCACGGCCACCACCAGCACGGCUUCUUCACAACCUUUAUGCGCUGGGAGCGCGAGAUGGGACUCGAGAACUUGUGUCUGUCGCUCCAGGAGACUCGCCCCGCGGAAGCUGACGUCAAGAUUGUGUGCAUUGUGAAGCUGCCUAGGCCUGAGCUCCAGAGGCUGGUGCGAGUGUAUGCCGAGGAGCUGAGUCUGGACAAGAACGGGGACGCCCGGACCAAGUUCCGCCGGGUGCAUGGUGUGGACGUGAGCUUGGAGGUCAGUGGAUAUGACAUUGGCGUCUAA
Messenger RNA from Paraphaeosphaeria sporulosa, 1050 nucleotides. RefSeq lists its product as uncharacterized. The record is from RefSeq and is a predicted model, not a curated record. The transcript is spliced from 2 exons. Lineage: Eukaryota; Fungi; Ascomycota; Dothideomycetes; Pleosporales; Didymosphaeriaceae. Bases 1 to 1050 code for a protein of 349 amino acids.